Closterium sp. NIES-67 is the source of this 991-nucleotide messenger RNA. Lineage: Eukaryota; Viridiplantae; Streptophyta; Zygnematophyceae; Desmidiales; Closteriaceae. The record is from the annotation of a GenBank genome assembly.
GUGGGGAGAUGGGGGGUGAGGAGGACAUGGAGGUGGAUAUGGACACAGAGGACACAGUCGCGGGCAUGGGUGUGGGCGCAGGCAUGGGUGUGGGCGCGGGCAUGGGUGUGGGCGCGGGCAUGGGUGUGGGCGCGGGCAUGGGUGUGGGCGGGGGCAUGGGAUUGGGUAUGGGCAUGGGAGUGGGCGUGGGUGAGGAUGGGGAAAUGGAGAUGGAGAUGGAGAUGGAGAUGGAUGUGGACAUGGAUUUGAGUGACGGUGCAGAUGCCGUAGCCAGUGCGCACGCAGUGGGUGGGCCGGCAACAGGUGGGCAGGCAGUGGUUGAGGAAGUAAAAGGAAUGGUGGUAGGGGUUGACGGAAGAGGCGCAGAGGAAGAAGGCAAGGAGGGUAGAGAAAGAGGGAAGGCAGCAGCAGGUGGACAGGAGAAGGCGACACCAUUGGAUGCAAAGCAGCGCACCACUUCCCCAUCAGCCCCACCAGUGGCAUUUUUGGCGCCAGCCCCAGCAGCCCCAGCAGCCCCAGCAGCAGCAGCCCCAGCAGCCCCAUCGGUGGCAAUAGGUGGCAGCAUGGUGGGGGGUCGACAGUGGGCCACGCCUCUGUGCCGCGAGUUCGAGGAUGCGGUGAGUGGCAUCGUGCAGCACGCCAUGGCUCCCUUCCUCUCCACGCUGUCGGGGCGGGAGGUGGAGCGCAUGCGGGGGCGGUUGACACGGGAGGUGGUGGGGAAGGAGGCGGUGAAGAGGGGCCAGCGCUGCAAGCAGGGUGGCGUGUUGCGGCCCAUUGAGGAGCGCCCGUUGAGGGAGAAGGUGUGUGCCUUCGUGCAUCAACACAUUACUGUAUACCUACAAAAUAGACCAUCGCAAUGAUGUAUUCCCGAAAUAGGCUAACAUUGGUUUGCUAAUCUGUAUAAAUUGCCAUUCAUCCAGAUAUAGAUAUCAUUGCACAUGCAUGUAAUCGUUUGACGGAUGGUGUUGAAAUUUAGUUGAGAUGCCACAUU